AUGAACCAGCUUUUCGGCAAACAGACUGUCUUCCGUCGCCGAUUCGCAGAAGAUUCCUUUUUAUGUGGCGUCAUAUGCGGAUCCAGUCUCCGGCGAGCUUUGAAAAGCCUGCCCGUACUGCAUAGCGUCACGAUCAGAACUUGGAAGAGAGUCGUUCACGGUCUGUCGUGGGACACGGUCAAGAUGAUAUCCUCUCUUCCACAUGUUCGAGAAGUCUCCAUCAUCGGUCUCCUGCUCUGCCCAUCCAUGCUCUCCGGCGAUGACUACAGAUGCGACUCAUUUUCUUCUCUGACCUCCUUCCACUAUGAGGUUCCGUCCCAUCGAUUCACCUCCAUAGGUACCCGUCAGACCUAUCCAUUCCCAUCGGAGGAGGAAGCGCUACGCCUCGUUCUUGACCGACUCCAUUCAUCGCUGGAGAAGCUGGUACUCUCGAGCGAGCCUGCGCCCAUGCUCACAAUGUCAGAAUGGCAAUGGCCUCAUCUCCGUGAGCUGCGACUAUGCGGGGAAUGGAAUCCCAAUCCUCCGGUGUCAUACCUCUCCCUCCUUGCUGCCAUGCCUAAUCUCCGUGUUCUCAUCCUGGAACUUGUUCUUGUGACAGGAGAGCUCGAUCAUACACAUCCCCUUUGGCCUCCCGGGCUCGACAUGUCUUUCCCGUUGCCGUACCUUUCUCGUCUGUCGGUGUCGCAUCCUCAUGCGAAGGACGAGCUGUAUUCACGCCUUCCUCCGUCCGUCCAAGAACUGUCGCUCUGUUGCUAUCCACACAAGUCGGAGAAAGCAUGGAUAGGAAUACAGCCCAUAUAUACGGUACAAGCGUAUGAGUAUCCGCUAUUGACUUCGACAGAUCUGCGCGGCUUGCUGGAGACAUGCCAUCUCCCUUGUCUCACCCGCCUCGAUAUCGAGUACCAAGCAGAUGGACUGGAACUCGAUCUAUUGCGCAGUAUCGCAGUCCUAUUUCCGCGGCUCAGCUGGUUGCAAGUGCAUCGAUAUCGACUGCGGGAAGUUUCGGAGGUGAGUUAUGCACAGUUGGAUUGCCCCUCGACAAGCUACUCACGCUUACGCAUCCCAGAAUGA
Molecule: messenger RNA, 1071 nt
Organism: Dichomitus squalens LYAD-421 SS1
Lineage: Eukaryota; Fungi; Basidiomycota; Agaricomycetes; Polyporales; Polyporaceae
Exons: 1
Coding region: 1-1071 (356 amino acids)
Source: RefSeq, a predicted model, not a curated record